AUGAUCGGUGCGCAUGCAAGCAACAUAUCAGUUACACAUGACCAGAAGAGAGAGAUUGAGCUUCGGUUAUCUCUUCUUCUAGAACACUGUGAAGGAAGCCCUAAAUGCAAUGUACAAACCCUAAUAUUUUGUUCUCAGACUUUGAGAAACAAGGUAAGAAGGGAGUUUGAGGAACUACCCUCCACAGCUUUUGGGCCGUUGCGUGACUCAUUGAAUACCUUGCUGAAAAAGUUCCACAAGGGUCCUCCAAAAGUCAGAAAACCGAUUAGCAUUGAUGUGGCUGCCUUGGCAGUACAUGUUCCUGCAGAAGACUGGGGGGACGGUGGUACGGUGAAAUGGCUUAGCAAUGAGAUGGAUUUUUGUCCAGGAUAUAUACCCGGGGUUCUUGGAGAUGCUUACAGUUCUACCAGAGGAAGAUCUGUUCUAAGUUCCCAUCCGCUAGUGCUCACUGCAUUGUCAAGCUUGAAUUCUGAGUUAGUUUCAGAGGCAGCUGGAAAUGUGAUUUCCGAGUUAAUACACUACACUGCAUUGCCUCUUUGA
Messenger RNA from Sphenostylis stenocarpa, 540 nucleotides. Lineage: Eukaryota; Viridiplantae; Streptophyta; Magnoliopsida; Fabales; Fabaceae. The record is from the annotation of a GenBank genome assembly.